GAUUUACAUUUGUAUGUUUAGAAAUGCGUGCUUUUAUUUUGAAGAAUUCUUCAUUACCAUAUGAGAGUGACGUCAUUGUUUGCGCUACUAGCGAAUAUUAAUCAUCGUCCCAUUGUUGUUUGAUGAAGCAUAACGUUAGCUGGUUAGCUAACUGAGGACCUACACAAGUCACCAUGGGGAAAGAUCCUAGGAAGCCGAGAGGCAAGAUGUCCUCAUAUGCUUACUUCGUGCAGACCUGCAGGGCGGAGCACAAGAAGAAACAGCCCGAAGCCAGCGUCAACUUCGCCGAGUUCUCCAAGAAAUGCUCAGAGCGAUGGAAGCCCAUGUCUCCUAAAGAAAAAGGAACGUUUGAGGACAUGGCAAAGCAAGACAAGGUCCGCUACGAGAGAGAAAUGAAGAACUACAUCCCACCCAAUGGCCAGAAAAAGAAGAGGUUUAAGGAUCCCAAUGCCCCCAAGAGACCGCCGUCUGCGUUCUUCAUCUUCUGUGCUGACUUCCGGGCCAAGAUAAAGAGCGAGCACCCAGGCCUGUCCAUUGGAGACACUGCUAAGAAGCUGGGAGUGAUGUGGAACAGCUCUGCAGCUGAGGAGAAGAAGCCGUACGAGAAGAAGGCAGCCACGCUGAAGGAGAAAUACGACAAGGAUAUUGCAUCAUACCGCACCAAUGGUAGAGUGGAUACUGCCUCAUCAGCAGCUGCGGAGGACGACGACGACGAAGAUGAUGAGGAGGAUGACGAUGAGGAUGAUGACGAGUAGCCUCCCUGCUGUUGGAGGCUACAUUCUUGUUUAACGCUAUGUAACCCUAUUGUACACACUUUACAUCUCCGAACAGACCCAGACGCAACGAGAACACAUUAAGUGUGUAUAUUUAAUGUUUUAAUGCUCCCUAACCGGUUAAAGGUAACACUACAUGUCUUGUUUUUGUUCUUGUAGUAGCCCUUUUUUCCUGCCCAUGCCUGUAACUGCUUUGGCAGAUUAUAAAUCACUAUGGAAGUAAUAACUUCCCUUUAGGUGUGCAACUCUCAAAUCAGAUUUCUGGGUUGGUAGCGAGUGAAUUAUGUUUAUUCUGUAUUUGUUUUAAAGGAUAUUUUUUCAUAUGUUUGUCACACGGUCUUUGUAUUGUUCUUUGAAUACCACUCUGAUAACAUGCAGCUGACAUUCAGGAAUGUCUUAAAUAAAGGUCUUUUUUAAUAAA
Messenger RNA from Oncorhynchus tshawytscha (Chinook salmon), 1194 nucleotides. Its product is annotated as high mobility group-T protein. The coding region runs from base 174 to 755 and encodes 193 amino acids. NCBI's taxonomy places the organism in Eukaryota, Metazoa, Chordata, Actinopteri, Salmoniformes, Salmonidae. The transcript has 5 exons. Gene Ontology annotation, molecular function: DNA binding, bending. The record is from RefSeq and is a predicted model, not a curated record. Gene Ontology annotation, biological process: regulation of transcription by RNA polymerase II.